Serendipita indica DSM 11827 is the source of this 1122-nucleotide messenger RNA. Lineage: Eukaryota; Fungi; Basidiomycota; Agaricomycetes; Sebacinales; Serendipitaceae. The record is from the annotation of a GenBank genome assembly.
AUGUCGACCAAGAUGAUUUCACCACGCAUUCUUACCACGUUAACUAUCCUCGUCAACGCCGCCAUUGCGCAAGCAGCUGUGGGAGCAUGGGGUCAAUGGGGAGACGACUUGCGUCGCUGGGUACACUUGUGUCUACUCCAAUCCUUGGUAUUCCCAGUGCCUACCUGCUCCUUCGACUUCCACUGCUUCCUCUACGUCAAGCUCGCGAAGUUCGACAUCCACUUCAUCAUCUACCUCAAAACUUCAUCAUCCACUUCAAAGACGACAUCCACUUCGAGCUCUGCAACACCGACUGGGACCAACAACAUCCCUCGGGCGACAUACACCGAGAUUACCAACUUUGGCACGAAUCCUACGGGUGUCCGCGCGUGGAUCUAUGUCCCACAAAAUCUCGCCGCCAAACCUGCUCUUAUCGUUGGACUUCACUGGUGUCAUGGCGAUGCCAACGCUUUCUAUACCGGGACCCAGUUCAAGUAUCUUGCUGAUCAAAAGGGCUUUAUCGUCAUCUACCCGCAAACUCCCAACAGCGAUGGUUGCUGGGAUGUGCACACAAACGAGACUUUGACUCACAAUGGUGGAGGAGACUCUCUGGGUAUCGUUUCUGCUGUGCGAUGGACCAUCCCACAGUUCAAUGUGGAUACGUCGCGCAUCUUCGCAGUCGGGACGAGUUCAGGGGCUAUGAUGACCAAUGUACUGAUCGGAGCCUAUCCUGACGUUUUCGCAGCAGGCUCAGCCAAUGCGGGCGUUCCAUUCGCGUGCUUCCAGGGCCCCGAUUCUUGGAAUGCUGCCUGUGCCACUGGUACGGUCGUCAAGACGGCCCAGCAAUGGGGAGAUAUUGUGCGCGGCGCGUACCCAGGUUACACGGGCAAGCGACCAAAGAUGCAAUUCUGGCACGGAACGAAUGACCAAGUGCUUUACUAUACCAACUUUGGCGAAGAGGUCAAGCAAUGGACCAACGUACACGGUGUGAGCACCACGCCGACUAAGACCACGACCAAUUACAUCUUCAGUGGAUGGACACGCUACGAUUAUGGACCAAACGUCUCUGGUAUCUCUGCACAAGGAGUACCACACGAUAUUCAACUCCAGGCUGCUCAAGUCCUCGAGUGGUUUGGCCUGUAA